AUGCCUUUUCUCUCUCUCUCUCUCUCUCUCACUCUCUCUCUCUUUCAAUAUUUAUUUUUAGUUCUCUCAUUCUUUCCCUAUCGAUGUUUCUUUCUAUCUCUCACUCUAAAUGUUCCUUUCAGUCAUUUUCUUUCACUCUCUUUCUUUCACUAUUUCUCUCUCUUUAACUCUCUCUCUUUCACUCUUUCACUUUCUCUCACUUUUUCUCUCUCUUCCAUUCUUUCUCUCUCUUUCUCUUUCCUUCACACUUUCUCUCUCUUCCACUUUCUUUCUCUUUCUCUCGCUUUCAGUCUCUCUCUCUUUCUCUCUCUUUCACUUUUUCUCUCUCUCUCUUUCACUCUUUCUCUGUCUUUCUUUCUUUCACUCUUUUCUGUCUUUCUUUCUUUCACUCUUUCUCUCUUUUUCACUCUUUUUCUUUCUUUCUCUUUCUUUUUCUUUCACUCUUUCUCUCUUCCACUCUUUCUUUCUCUUUCUCUCGCUUUCAGUCUUUCACUUUCUUUCACUUUUUCUCUAUCUUUCACCCUUCCUCUUCUCUCUCUUUCACUCUUUCUCUUUGUCUCUUUAGAUGUAUAA
This is a messenger RNA of Acanthosepion pharaonis, 573 nucleotides long. The record is from the annotation of a GenBank genome assembly. NCBI's taxonomy places the organism in Eukaryota, Metazoa, Mollusca, Cephalopoda, Sepiida, Sepiidae.